Talpa occidentalis (Iberian mole) is the source of this 4454-nucleotide messenger RNA. RefSeq names its product somatostatin receptor 3 (gene SSTR3). The record is from RefSeq and is a predicted model, not a curated record. The transcript is spliced from 2 exons. Gene Ontology annotation, molecular function: somatostatin receptor activity; neuropeptide binding. Gene Ontology annotation, biological process: neuropeptide signaling pathway. Gene Ontology annotation, cellular component: membrane; neuron projection. NCBI's taxonomy places the organism in Eukaryota, Metazoa, Chordata, Mammalia, Eulipotyphla, Talpidae. The coding region runs from base 316 to 1575 and encodes 419 amino acids.
CCCCCAUCUGUGCCCCUCCCCGCCCCCCAGGAGGUGUCCUGUAGAUGGGGGGUGACGCACCAGGCGCGGGUGGGAAGUCAGGGCCGGAGAGCAGAUGGGAGGCUCUGUGGGCAGACAUGCGGCCGAGGGCCUAGGAGCGAGCCCGGCUCUGCAAGCCCUUAAGUGGCCACUGUGUAGGGUCCCCAGCUAAGGGGCACUCUGGGGGACUGGGCAGGGAGAGGGGGCAGCAGAAUGAUGACCAACCUGGUGGCGAGAAGGGGAGCCUUCACCCCACUGCCAGGCCGCUAGCUGAGUGUCGAGCGUGCUUCCCGGGCCAUGGACAUCCCGGGCUCCCCCACACCGGUGCCCAUGACUGUGGAACCUGGCAACGCCUCCCUGGCCUGGCCCCCGGAUGCCACCCUGGGAAAUGGGUCGGCAGCCCCAAGCGCGGCAGGACUGGCCGUCCGCGGCAUUCUGAUCCCGCUGGUGUACCUGGUGGUGUGCGUGGUGGGCCUGCUGGGCAACUCCCUGGUCAUCUACGUGGUCCUGCGGCACUCGGCCAGCCCCUCGGUCACCAACGUCUACAUCCUCAACCUGGCGCUGGCCGACGAGCUCUUCAUGCUGGGGCUGCCCUUCCUGGCGGCCCAGAACGCCCUCUCCUACUGGCCCUUCGGCUCCCUCAUGUGCCGCCUGGUCAUGGCCGUGGACGGCAUCAACCAGUUCACCAGCAUCUUCUGCCUCACGGUCAUGAGCGUGGACCGCUACCUGGCUGUGGUGCACCCCACCCGCUCAGCCCGCUGGCGCACGGCCCCCGUGGCCCGCACGGUCAGCGCCGCUGUCUGGGUGGCCUCCGCGGUGGUGGUGUUGCCGGUGGUGGUCUUCUCGGGCGUGCCCCGGGGCAUGAGCACCUGCCACAUGCAGUGGCCCGAGCCGGCGGCCGCCUGGAGAACCGGCUUCAUCAUCUACACGGCCGCGCUGGGUUUCUUCGGGCCGCUGCUGGUCAUCUGCCUCUGCUACCUGCUCAUCCUGGUCAAGGUGCGCUCGGCCGGGCGGCGGGUGUGGGCGCCCUCGAGCCAGCGGCGGCGGCACUCGGAGCGCAGGGUCACGCGCAUGGUGGUGGCCGUGGUGGCGCUCUUCGUCCUCUGCUGGAUGCCCUUCUACGUGCUCAACAUCGUCAACGUGGUGUGCCCACUGCCCGAGGAGCCUGCCUUCUUCGGCCUCUACUUCCUGGUGGUGGCGCUGCCCUAUGCCAACAGCUGUGCCAACCCCAUUCUCUACGGCUUCCUGUCCUACCGCUUCAAGCAGGGCUUCCGCCGGGUCCUGCUCAGGCCUUCCCGCCGCGUGCGCAGCCAGGAGCCCGCAGCGGGGCCCCCGGAGAAGACCGAGGAGGAGGAUGAGGAUGAGGAGGACGGGGCGGGGGCUGGGAGGCAGGGCCCGGGCAGGGAGAUGAACGGCCGGGUCAGCCAGAUCACACAGCCGGGCACCAGCAGGCAGGAGCAGCCACGGAGCAGCGCGGCUGCCAAAGAGCAGCAGUUUCUACCCCAAGAGCCUGCAGCUGCAGAGAAGGCAGGUGCGCUGCACAUCAGCUAUCUGUAGGGCCUGGGGAGGGCCAGGGUGGCCCAGCGCAGGGCAGAGGCUGGGGUGCACCCAGGUUUGAGGCUCCAGAGGCCUGCUGAUGGGAGGUGCAGAGGCCUGGGCUUGGAUCCCAUGGCUGCCGAGACUGGCUGUUUGACCUUGGAUGGGUCAAUUCCCCUCUCUGGACCUCGCGUUUUCCUCUGUGACUCGGAUAGCAGUGACCAGCCUGGUUGGGCUCUGCCGGAGAAGUCUGGAAGGGCAUCACCUGGGCUGAGCUUCCUGAGGGGGGUCCACCAUGGGGAUAGCUGCAGACUGGUCUUCCUCCCUUGGAAGAUCAGCUGAGAUCUGGGUCCUCAGGGGGAUAAACCAAGGCCUGGAUUUCCUGGACUCAGAGUCAGGUUCACUGGAGAGGGACUGAGGCUCCAGGCUCACAGGAAGCUAGACGGCCUCCAGUUAGAAGAGGGCAUUUCAUGGUGGGAAGGAGGCUGUGUGUCUGUUCAGGCCACGUGUGCGCUCGCCCGCAACUGCUGCAAGGCCUUGAGCCAGCUCUUCUGGGCCUCAGGUCUCACCUCAACCCAAUCACCUCCAGGCCUCCUGGCCCAGAUGGCCAGUGCCAGGACUCCUGUGCCCCUGGAAAAGAGCAAGAGAGGCAGAUUUUCCAGGAAGUUGGUUUCAGCAGUCCAGCUUCAGGGUCUCUCACUGCUUGGCCCCUGCAAAGCCCUGGGUCUAAUUUUGUACCAGUAACUUUGUAUUCCAGCUCUUAAAGAGAGGCCCCAGGUUGCAUAAACCAGUUACCACAGCCUAGCUUGGCCCUGGUAGGGACAGCUGACCAAUUCCCAAAGCAGUUUGCUUUGCAUUUGUGGCUACAAGGGGGUCUUGAGGUUUUGUGGGGGUGCCAGGUACCUCCUCACAGGAGGACUCAUCCUGGCUCCUCUCCUCGUAGAGGCCAAAGCCGGGCUUCCAUGCAGACCGGCAACAGAGAGGUGGAGUCUUGGCCUGACUGGGUGCUGGUGCUGGCCCAAUCAGCCCCAAGGAAAGGAUGCAAUCAGAUUGGGAAGGCAGAUGCCCUGAAAGUCACUGGUCCAGCCCCUUUGGGUGCUCGUCGGGGCUGGUAAGGAGGUCUGGGCCUUGAUGCAAGGCCGGGAUCAUUAUUGGGAAGCAGGGCCUGGUUCCCUGAAGAGGUUGGAAGGAGUGGGGUGCCCCCAGGGGGGCUGGAGAACAGGCUUCCCCACCCUUUAGAUUUUCCUGGAGAGACAAAUCCAAAGGUCCAGGGAAAACAGACAAUAGGGAGCUGGAGUGGGACCCUAGGGAGAGUCGCUGUCCAGGGCUGGAUCUGGACUGGCCUGAUUCCCUCCCAGAGAUGGCCCCUCAAAGCCACAGUGAGACUGGGCCUGGGAGGUGGGGCCUCAGGCUAGCUCCUGGCCCCCACCCUGCAGAACACAGAGGUCCUCAGGGAAUGCACAUGAGCCACAAGCUGGGAGACCUAGCUCUUCAACUCACCUCAGCAGCCUGGCAAGCCUUGACCUCCUGGGCCUCAGUUCCCAUCACAAAUGGAAGCGGUUGUCCCAACUUGUCUGCCUCUGGACAUUUGGGAGCUUAAAAGAGUUAUGUUGGGUAAAUUGUCACCAAUACUGCAAUUAGGGGAGGGGUAUAUAAGAUUAGAAAGUGGAGUGGCCCCUGCCAAGCUUGGCCGACACCCACUUUCUCCUUCCUGGAGAAAGGCCUGGAGUGGCCUGUCUUUAGCUCUUGGGGGCGAAGACAGUGCAGGGCAUGAGAAAUGGAGGUCAGAGGCCAGGGGCCAGGGAGGAGGGUUUGGAGAGAGUAUAGGCCUCCCACGGGGAUGGAAGUUCAUGAAACCAGAGCUGGUGUGGAUGCUGCGGCCAGCCCUGGUUGGAGCUGGGGGUCAGCGGGAGGAAGGCCUGGGCUGGCAUUCCAGCGUGUCCCCCCUUGACCUGCCUUCCUGACUCUUGGGUGCAAGUGCAAGAGGGAUCCCGUGCUGCUUCUGUCCCAGCUUUUGUCUAUAAAGAUGGGGACCUGAGACAACGGCCAUGGCCUGGGCCUCUGCCAGGCGUUGUGUCUGGAUUCGUGGUGUGUGUGUGUGUGUGUGUGUGUGUGUGUGUGUGUACUGAGUCCACCUCUAUCAGGAUGCUUCCUCUGUCCCUCUGCCACCUUGGUGUGCCCAGGCCCCUUUGUGUGUGGCUCCCAAGGUCCUCUGGGGAGCAUGAAUGAUGUCUCAGCAGGUCUCAGCCUAUAUCCUUACAGAUCUUGAUGCAAAAGCAGCACAUGCAUCUCUUCCAGCGUUCAAAUAGCAAAUCUCAUGGAAGAAAGCUGAUUGCUUCAAAGUGAAUCGCAUGAUGGCGCCUUGGGCCAGUCACCAAAGACAAAGUGAUGGGGUGCGGUGAUUGGUCACAUACCAGUCCUUUCCACCAGAGACAAGGUGGGGCACUGUGAUGGACAGUCUGGCCUGAUCAACAGUAUGGGGGUGGGUCAGGGACUGACCAAUGGCAAGGGGAGGCAGCCAUUCAGAAGCAGCAGUGGUCUGGGUGUGUGUCUGAGCUGCUGCAGGGUGCACAUAGUAGGCACUCAGGGUGUCUCAGCUGGAGCCACAGGGGUACUGGGGCCUUAACACCAACGGCCUGCUGUGCUGGGGCAGGUGUGCAUGGGGUGGGAGUAGAGGGACUGGUGGGUGCUGGGUGUUGCCUGGGAGGCCAGGGAACUGUCUCUGGACACCAGGGCCAGUGCUUCCCCACCACAUUGAGUGGCCUGUGCACACUCUCAUGCACACGUGCAUGUGGACAUCCCGCUAAACAGGCUGCGACUGACGAGUCUCUGUUCCCAGGACCUGGUCCUUCAUGAAAUAUUUGGAAUCAAUGGAUAAAUAAAAGAAUGGGGGAGUUCCA